AUGAAUCCGUUAACACUAGUGAAGCGCACUCAGAACAUCAACGCCAGAGAAGCUGCACUCGGAAUAGGCGAAGAAGCUUCGUGGCACACCAAGUACAAAGAUUCCGCUUACGUAUUCGUCGGUGGCAUCCCCUUCGAUCUUACCGAGGGUGACCUCCUCGCCGUUUUCGCCCAAUACGGGGAGGUUGUUGAUGUUAAUCUCGUCAGAGACAAAGGCACUGGAAAAUCAAAGGGUUUUGCGUUCCUUGCGUAUGAGGAUCAAAGAAGCACAAACCUUGCUGUGGAUAAUUUAAAUGGGGCACAGGUUUUGGGGAGAAUUAUUAGGGUGGACCAUGUUGACAAGUAUAAAAAAAAGGAGGAGGAAGAUGAGGAGACAGAGCGGCAGAAGAGGGAGGCACGAGGUGUUUGUCGUGCGUUCCAAAGGGGUGAAUGUACUCGUGGAGCUAGCUGCAAGUUUUCUCAUGAUGAGCAAAGAGCUGCAAAUACAGGUUGGGGUCAUGAGGAAGACAAUCCAAAAUGGGGUCACGACAGAUUUGAGGGUCCCAGAAAAGAGAGAAGACCUGGCAACAAUCAGUCAGAUCAUAUUCCAGAAACUAGAGACAGAGAUUCACGUUCUAGAGCCCAUGGCGAUGGUGCUGGAUUAAACAACCAACCUAAGAGAAGUGGGAGAGAAGAGAGGACAAAGCGGUGGCAUGAUGAUGAUGAUAAAUUUGAGGGAAGAGAACAUAACAACAGAAGAGAAGAGAAGGGAUCAAGAAGGUAUGGAGAUGAUGAAUUUGAACAUAAGUCAAGAGAAGAGCGUUACAGGAGAGAAGAAAAAAAAUCAAGAAAGGAUGAUUACAAUGGUAUGCCUGAGCCGAAAGAUCAUCGCAGAAGGGAAGACAAGAGGUCAAUAAAGCCAGAUGAUGUUGAGUUUGAACCCAAGUUGAGAGAUUUGGAUACUAGGGAAGAUAAAAGAUCCCGGAGGAUGGAUGAUGAUGAUUUUGUAAGCAAGGGAAGAGAACCUCAAAGUAUCAGGGAAGACAGGAGAUCUCGAAUGCACAGUGAAGAUGAAUCUGCACCAAGGUCAAGAGAAGAUUGUGAUAGGAAGCAAGAUAAUAGAUCAUAUAGAAAUGAUAAUGAUCGACCAGAGUCAAAAGUAAGACAUGAUUUUGACAGGAGAGAAGAGAGAAGGUCUAGAAGGUAA
Molecule: messenger RNA, 1185 nt
Organism: Sphenostylis stenocarpa
Lineage: Eukaryota; Viridiplantae; Streptophyta; Magnoliopsida; Fabales; Fabaceae
Source: the annotation of a GenBank genome assembly